AUGCUUGUCACACGCUCAUUCGAUUCAGGACGGAAUACUUGGACUUCCAGCAAGCUUGAGGCCUUGUAUCAGAACGUGGCGUCCCCACGCAUGGCGAACUUUGACCAACUGCCUCCACAGCCAGACUGGCGAGAACAGUACUCGGGCUUCCCUAACCCUGGUGCAAAUGGCCAUCUCCAGCCGGCCUUCCAACAAGCGAGCGCCCCCAACACAGCGGGCCAUGAGCCACAUCAGCAAUCCGCCGGUGAGAGACCAACGCUGGAGCGGAAGCACAGCAAUGGGCCGAGAGAACAUGACGCUCAACCACUCCCCACAACCGAGAGGCCCGACUCGGCACCCAGAGAAUGUGGCCAUCCCGACAACCUCCCCAGCGACGACUCCAUUGUCUCCCCCGAAUCUACAUCCUUAUCACUGGGAUCGAUUGGAUCGAACUCGCUAAGCUCUGCAUCAAGUGCACCCUCCCAGCAGCCGCCACGAGUCACUAAUAGAAGCCCGGAUGUGGAGGGAGACAUCAAAGACGAAGACGAUGAUCUCGAUGAUGAUGACGAGAUGCUUGACGGGGAGGCGGACGAUGGAACUUCCGCGCAGACUGCUGCUGAGCGUCGGGCUGAGCGAAGAAAGAUGAAGAGGUUCCGUCUCACUCACCAACAGACUCGAUUCUUGAUGAGCGAGUUCGCAAAACAGGCGCACCCGGACGCCGCGCAUAGGGAACGGCUCUCCCGGGAAAUACCCGGCUUGAGUCCCCGCCAGGUUCAGGUAUGGUUUCAGAACCGACGGGCCAAGAUAAAGCGACUCACAGCGGAUGACCGGGACCGCAUGAUGAAGAUGAGGGCCGUGCCAGACGAUUUCGAUAAUGUGCAAGCCUUACACUCCCCGUAUGGAGCCGUACACGGAGUCGGAACACCAAUGCAGUCCCCGAUUGAGUAUUCGCCAGGAUAUGGAGAGCACAUGAUCCGGCCAAUGAUGGUGGACACCAUGCGGAGGAGUGAGGCUGAUGAGCACAUGUCGCCUACGGGGCUCAGCCCUGCCUUCAGCCAUGUCGGAUUCUCCGGGGGGAUGGGAACGCCAGAAGGCCUGUCGCCGGUAUCAAUGAACUCGUCGGAGCGGUACUACUCCAGUCAGAUGCCCAGCCCGAUGAGCAGCGGCCCUCGGAGCUCGAACCCGUUCGAUCGCCAGGGCAGCUAUCAGCAACUCUCCCACCCACGGCAGCACGCCCGGCCCCUGCAGCCUCUGCAGCUCCGCGAAACGUUGACGAGGUCUCGAUCGGAUAUGAACUCGCCGUUGAGGUCAAGCAUGUCGUGGAAGGGCGAGACGCUCGACUACGACAGCUACCAAACAGGGCAGCCCAGUCCUGCCGUGAAUGGCCGCCAGCAGUCUGCGUAUCAGCCGGAGCAGAUGGGGAACAGCGGCGUUCAUGCGCACCAGUACGAUGCGAACUCCUACUCAAAUGCCAAUGCGAACACGAGUCCCACUGCGGGUGCGAAUGCGAAUGCGAAUGCGAAUGCGAACGUCAACCACAGCCCGUCGACUCACUCUCACAUGACAUACCCUCCGUCGCACGGCGCUGGAGGCUCGUCGUCGAUGCCGCCGCCACCGAUGAGAGCGUCCUCGUCCGGCGCUUUCCCCGCUAGCCUGGAUCUGCGAAAUCAAUUCCGCCCCGCGCCUCCGAACCCGAACUCUCCGCACGGCGUGACUCCGCGGACCAGCACCUUCGCCCACUCUUACCAAGCAAGCGGCUACGCAAGCGCGCUCAUGCCUCCGUCCCAGGACUACUCCAACAACUCGUACAACUCCAACAGCCUGAGCCCCGGUCACGCGCGGGGAGACAGCCCGCAUAGCCAGGACGAGCAGCAGCGGCAGCCAUCCCAACCGCCGCCGCCACCUGGAGGCAGAGAAGCAUCCUCGUACCUGAAUCCCGUGAACUAG
This is a messenger RNA of Drepanopeziza brunnea f. sp. 'multigermtubi' MB_m1, 1926 nucleotides long. RefSeq lists its product as uncharacterized. The record is from RefSeq and is a predicted model, not a curated record. Gene Ontology annotation, biological process: cell differentiation; regulation of transcription by RNA polymerase II. Gene Ontology annotation, molecular function: RNA polymerase II cis-regulatory region sequence-specific DNA binding. Lineage: Eukaryota; Fungi; Ascomycota; Leotiomycetes; Helotiales; Drepanopezizaceae.